Populus nigra (black poplar) is the source of this 537-nucleotide messenger RNA. RefSeq names its product non-specific lipid-transfer protein A-like. Gene Ontology annotation, biological process: lipid transport. The transcript is spliced from 2 exons. The coding region runs from base 1 to 537 and encodes 178 amino acids. Gene Ontology annotation, molecular function: lipid binding. NCBI's taxonomy places the organism in Eukaryota, Viridiplantae, Streptophyta, Magnoliopsida, Malpighiales, Salicaceae. The record is from RefSeq and is a predicted model, not a curated record. Gene Ontology annotation, cellular component: membrane.
AUGAAGGGAGCAAUCAUUUCCAUGUUGGUUGUUGUAGCCAUGGUUCAAUCAAUCACGGUUAAGCCAGGAGAGGCCAUCACCUGUGGGGACGUGAACUCAGACUUGGCUGCUUGCGUUUCCUAUCUCACCGGAAAAGGUGGUGAUUUCCCUCCACCACAAUGUUGUGCCGGGGUGAACAAAUUGAAGGAAAGUGCUGUCAGCAUUGCAGAUAAGCAAGCUGCAUGUAAAUGUGUCAAGGCAGCCGCUGCUCGCAUCCCAGAUAUGAAGGAUGAGGCUGCAUCCUCUCUCCCUGCCAAGUGCAAGGUUCAAGUGGACUUUCCCAUCUCCAAAAACUUCAAUUGUGCCGAAGUUGAAGGGACCAAGAAUCCAGUGGUUGAGAGAUUGUCUGGUUUGCAAAAAAUAGCUGAAAUUUUGGGGUCUAAAUUCGGUGGUUGUGUUAAUGCUUAUGUCAUUGAGGCACCUGUUUUCAAUGGCCAUUUUUCUGUCUACAGACUUUAUUCCACCUGUGAAUGGAUACGGGGAGCCAAAAUCGUAUAG